Molecule: messenger RNA, 858 nt
Organism: Plasmodium cynomolgi strain B
Lineage: Eukaryota; Apicomplexa; Aconoidasida; Haemosporida; Plasmodiidae
Product: CYIR protein
Exons: 2
Coding region: 1-858 (285 amino acids)
Source: RefSeq, a predicted model, not a curated record
AUGUUUAACAACGUGUCUUUAUACUUAUUUUACGAAGACUUGAAAAAUGAUGCUAGUACAAAUGAAUAUAGUGAUUAUUACAAUAAAAUAAAUAAUUUGACAGGUAAUCAUAGCUGGAUUGGUGAUUUAUUUAAUAAACUAUGUAGAAACAUCUCAAUGAUCAACAAUAAACAUGAUAUUAAGGACGAAUUCGAUAAGAAGCACUGUUUUGAUUUAAAUUACUGGUUAUACGAUCAAGUCUAUACUAAUCUUCAAUUGAGUAAAAACUUUGGGGAAUUAAGAACUAUUGUUUCUAAGGUUCAAGAGGUAUGGAAAAAUAUUGUUGACAAUACGUUUAGAAACAAGGAUUACAAAUGCAAUCCAGACCAAAAAUUAUACAAUUUUGAUAUAAUUAAAAAGGAAAUUAUCGCUGACACUCUUAAUUCAUGUUAUGAAUAUCGAGAAUAUCUUACACAAAGAAUUGCAAUAUAUUAUACUUGGAGAUAUUCGUGCCGUGUAGAUGGUAGUACUUGUAAAAGGUUUAUUGAUAAUUACAUGAAAUAUCGUCCAUCAGGUAUUAUAUUAUCUUUAGGCUGGACUAUUUACUUUACAUAUAAUAAUUAUCCAUGUUAUGAAGAAGUUCAUGAUAUAUUUGGUGCUGCAAAAAGAUUUACUUUACGGGAUGAAAAUUUACAUACAGAUUUCAUGGAAAAACAUUCAAGUUUAAAUUCUGACAAGAUUUAUUCACAAUUAGAGCAGACGUUGUGGCAAGUGUACCUCGUUUUCUUCGAACAAUGUGAGAUGCGUUCUAUUUCAUAUUUAAGACUGCUAUGCCAAUUGUGUUUUUUGCAUUUGGCGCAUUCCUUCUUAUUUACAUGA